This is a messenger RNA of Ipomoea nil (Japanese morning glory), 855 nucleotides long. RefSeq lists its product as uncharacterized. The coding region runs from base 160 to 750 and encodes 196 amino acids. The transcript is spliced from 4 exons. The record is from RefSeq and is a predicted model, not a curated record. Gene Ontology annotation, cellular component: endoplasmic reticulum. Gene Ontology annotation, biological process: sphingoid catabolic process. Lineage: Eukaryota; Viridiplantae; Streptophyta; Magnoliopsida; Solanales; Convolvulaceae.
UGGUUUUUUCAGUCUGUUGUCCCCUUCCUUCUUCAUAAUCCCCAGAGCCCCCAGCCCCCCAGUUCCAUAGUCAAAAGAGAAAAACACAAAAAUUCGAUCUUUCACCCAUCAACAAUCAUUUAAUCUCUCUUUUAGACGAACCCGAAAGCGAAGAAGAGAAUGGGAAUGUUCGAUUUGGAGAAGCAUUUUGCUUUCUAUGGAUCAUACCACAACAACCCAGUGAAUAUCUUCAUUCACAUGCUGUUUGUUUGGCCGAUUUUCUUCACUGCUCUGGUUCUCUUCUACUUCACGCCCCCAAUUUUCAGCGAUUCCAAAGUUCAUCUCUGUUGCCACACUGUCCUUGUGUUCAAUUUUGGGUUCUUGUUGGCUGUGGUUUAUGGCAUCUACUAUAUUGGUAUGGACAGGAAAGCUGGGUGUUUGGGAGCCUUGCUUUGCUUCCUCUGUUGGGUCUCUAGCAGCCACCUUGCUCAUCGCCUUGGUUUCUCCUGUGCUUGGAAGCUCGUUCUUGCAGCUCAGGUGAUAUGCUGGGCAGGACAGUUUAUAGGUCAUGGUGUGUUUGAGAAACGAGCUCCUGCUUUGCUGGACAAUCUCGCACAGGCGUUCCUUAUGGCUCCUUUCUUCGUCCUGUUGGAGGCUCUUCAAUCUUUCUUUGGGUAUGAACCCUACCCGGGCUUCCAUGACAGUGUCCAAGCUAAGAUAGAUGCUGAAAUUAAAGAAUGGAAAGAAAAGCAAAAGAAGAAGAACUCUUAAAUCAGAGAAUGCUUUUUUCUUUCUGGAAUUGACUUGUAUGCAAUAGUUUCUGUAACUCCAUUGUUCAUCUCCAAUAAAAUGAACCAGUUUCUGAAAUUUCAGACA